Aphis gossypii (cotton aphid) is the source of this 1015-nucleotide messenger RNA. Its product is annotated as CD63 antigen-like. The record is from RefSeq and is a predicted model, not a curated record. Gene Ontology annotation, cellular component: membrane. The coding region runs from base 110 to 823 and encodes 237 amino acids. Lineage: Eukaryota; Metazoa; Arthropoda; Insecta; Hemiptera; Aphididae. The transcript has 5 exons.
CAUAUCAUUUUUGAAACAUUAUAGUUGUAUAUUUAUAUGCAUGUAUACCUAUAGUCAAUAUAUUAAUUUAAAUUUAUGAAUUUAUCUAUAUCACCGGAUUACUAAAAUCAUGUUGAAUAAAGCGUCAUUGGCAAUUAAAUAUUUGUUAUUUGUCUUCAAUUUGAUAAUAUUUUUGAGUGGAAUUUUACUUUUAUUUGUUGGAUUAUCUAUUCGCAACGUUUACAUUCAAUAUGAACAAUUUUUAACAGAGCACUAUUUUACUGUGCCGUCUAUAUUGAUUAUCGUGGGUUUCACAGUUCUAACGGUAUCAUUUUUUGGAUGCUGUGGCACAUUAAAGGAAAACAAUUGUAUGAUGAUUACCUUCGGAUUUCUUUUAGCAUCGUGCUUUAUAAUGGAAAUCGUAGGCGGUUUAGCUGGAUUUAUAUUAUUAGAAAAAACUCAUUCUGUAGUGACUUCAAAACUACACGAAACUAUGAUGUUUUAUAACAAAACAACUCACAUAACACAUAUAUGGGACGGACUUCAAACAUCUUUACAUUGUUGUGGAGCUGAGAAGUUAGAUGACUGGUAUCCCAUACUUGAAGACAAAUUACCUAUGUCUUGUUGUGAAUCAUAUGACGGAGAAAUAGAUCAUCAAAAUUGUACAGCAUCUGAACCAACUGUUUAUCGACAACCAUGUUAUGUGUCAUUAUCAAAAAUUGUAAAAGAAAAUGCCAGUACGUUGAGUGGUGUUACAAUAGGAAUAGCGUUUUUGCAGUUGGUGGGUAUAAUGCUGUCAUGUUCAUUAUCAAAGUCUAUUCAAAAAAGUUAUAAACAAGUUUGAAAUCAUGUGUACCUUCAAAAUUCUCAACUAAAAUUGUUAUUUUUUUGUAUACACUAAUGUGAAACAGAAAUAUGUACAUUAGAAAAUAUUAUAUUUUAUUUGUAUUGUAUAAUAUUUAUCUACCAAAAAUAUAAACUUUAUUAAUUUAUGUAAAUGUGUUGUAUACAUAAAUAAAUUUAUUAAAAAUAAUAA